Olea europaea var. sylvestris is the source of this 654-nucleotide messenger RNA. Its product is annotated as cysteine-rich PDZ-binding protein-like. The transcript is spliced from 4 exons. Lineage: Eukaryota; Viridiplantae; Streptophyta; Magnoliopsida; Lamiales; Oleaceae. Gene Ontology annotation, biological process: cytoplasmic microtubule organization. Gene Ontology annotation, molecular function: microtubule binding. The coding region runs from base 158 to 448 and encodes 96 amino acids. The record is from RefSeq and is a predicted model, not a curated record.
AAAAAAAAAAUUUGCAAUAGGAUCUCACCGAGCCAGCAACCGAUUCUUUUGCGAGUAAAGCGUGCUGCGUAUGUUCGUCAAAUAACACCAUCGUCCCCCUUUCCCUUCUCCAACAAAUUCCUUCACCUUCCAUCGGGUUAUUAAUUUCCAGCUCACAAUGGUCUGCGAAAAGUGCGAGAAGAAGCUGUCCAAGAUAAUAGUGCCGGACAAAUGGAAAGAAGGGGCCCACAACGCUACCGAAGGCGGCGGCAGGAAGAUCAACGAGAACAAGCUUCUCUCUAAAAAACACAGAUGGACACCUUAUGGACAAACCAAGUGCAUUAUCUGUAAGCAGCAAGUCCAUCAAGAUGCCAAGUAUUGUCAUACAUGUGCUUACAGUAAAGGAGUAUGUGCAAUGUGUGGGAAGCAAGUACUUGAUACCAAAUUUUACAAACAAAGCAAUGCAUGAUGAAGACUAGUUUGAUUUGUUGAUUCUGUUUCUUCUGCUAAUAUUAGAACAGCAUAAUAUUUGCAAUCCUCUCGAACUUGAUGUAAUCUUACUGUAAUAACUGAUGUUGGUCUUUGCGUAUAUCGUCGGUAGCUGUAUGAACACUGAAAUGUACUUUCUAUGAUGUUCCCAGAAUUUAUCGAGCCGUCUUAUUACACUUGUCGCAA